AUGGCGCACAUCUAUGAAGUUGGCACACGGGCCUGGCAGCCCGACCCGACAGAAGGAUGGUUGGCUUCCGAAGUGAAGGAGAAGCUGGUGGAUGGUGAGAAAGUCCAGCUGGUGUUUGAGGUGGAAAAUGGCGAGACAAAAAGCGUUGAGACCACGCAGUCUGAACUGCAGAUCGACAACAACCCCAAACUACCACCGCUCAUGAACCCGGCUAUGCUUGAAGCAAGUGAAGACUUAACGAACUUGUCUCAUUUGAACGAACCUGCUGUCCUCCAGGCUAUAAAGCUUCGAUAUGCCCAGAAAGAGAUAUAUACCUACAGUGGUAUCGUCCUAAUCGCGACCAACCCCUUCGCCCGAGUCGACUCGCUCUACGUACCGCAGAUGGUGCAGAUUUAUGCCGGCAAACACCGAGCCUCACAGGCACCUCACCUAUUCGCAAUUGCGGAGGAAGCUUUCGCUGACAUGCUUCGCGAUGGAAAGAACCAAACGAUUGUGGUCUCUGGUGAAUCCGGAGCUGGUAAAACCGUGAGCGCCAAGUAUAUCAUGCGUUAUUUUGCGACUCGCGAGUCAUCCGACCAGCCUGGAAAAUACACCACAAGUCGAGCAGAUGCGAUCAGUGAAACAGAAGAGCAGAUCCUGGCAACCAACCCGGUGAUGGAAGCGUUCGGUAACGCUAAAACGACUCGUAACGACAACUCGUCCCGUUUCGGCAAAUACAUUGAGAUCAUGUUUGAUGACCGGACGAAUAUUAUCGGGGCGAAGAUCCGGACUUAUCUUCUGGAACGGUCGAGGUUGGUGUUCCAGCCCUUGAAGGAGCGGAACUACCACAUCUUUUAUCAGCUCGUGGCCGGUGCCACGGAUACAGAGAAACAGGAGCUGGGUCUCUUGCCUGUUGAAGACUUUGAAUAUCUCAACCAGGGCGGCACACCUGUGAUUGAUGGUGUCGACGAUAAGGCCGAAUUUGAAGCAACACGAAAGUCUUUGGCUGUGAUUGGUGUGGCCCAUGAAGAUCAGACUGGCAUCUUCCGUGUGCUCGCGGCUUUACUGCACCUUGGCAAUGUCCAGAUCACAGCCACUCGCACGGAAUCUUCAGUUUCGUCGACCGAGCCUGCUCUUAUCCGUGCUUGUGAGAUGCUCGGAAUCGAUGCUACCGAAUUUGCGAAGUGGAUCGUGAAAAAGCAACUGAUCACCCGUGGUGAGAAGAUUACUUCCAAUUUGACACAACAACAGGCCUUGGUCGUGCGAGACUCCGUCGCCAAAUUCAUCUAUUCAAGUCUGUUUGACUGGCUAGUGGACAAAAUUAACCGCCGCUUGGCCACCGAUGAAAUCUUUGAGAAAUUCAAGUGCUUUAUUGGUGUUCUGGAUAUCUAUGGGUUUGAGCAUUUUGCUAAGAACUCCUUUGAACAAUUCUGUAUCAACUAUGCCAACGAGAAAUUGCAGCAGGAGUUCAACCAGCAUGUGUUCAAGCUUGAGCAGGAGGAAUAUGUGCGGGAAGAAAUUGAUUGGACGUUCAUUGACUUUUCGGAUAAUCAGCCUUGUAUCGAUUUGAUUGAAGCCAAGCUCGGUGUUCUGGCCCUUUUGGAUGAAGAGUCUCGACUUCCUAUGGGUUCUGAUGAGCAGUUUGUCACCAAGCUUCACCACCACUUCGCUGCCGACAAACAGAAGUUCUACAAGAAACCUCGCUUCGGCAAGUCUGCAUUCACUGUCUGCCACUAUGCUGUUGAUGUCACCUAUGAGUCUGAUGGUUUUAUUGAGAAGAAUCGUGACACUGUACCAGAUGAGCAUUUGGAAGUGCUGCGCAACUCCUCCAAUCCUUUUAUCAAGGAAAUUCUCGACACUGCCGCUGCUGUUCGGGAGAAGGAUUCUGCUUCCAUGUCAUCUAAACCGGUUGCGGCAGCUCCUGGACGUCGUAUUGGUGUUGCGGUGAACCGUAAACCCACACUCGGAGGAAUCUUCAAGUCCUCAUUGAUUGAAUUGAUGCAUACCAUCAACAACACGGAGGUUCAUUACAUCCGUUGUAUCAAACCCAACGAAGCAAAGGAAGCAUGGAAAUUCGAGGGACCCAUGGUCCUAAGUCAAUUGAGGGCAUGCGGUGUGUUGGAAACUGUCCGCAUCAGCACCGCUGGCUACCCGACUCGAUGGACCUAUGAAGAAUUUGCCGUUCGGUAUUAUAUGCUGUGUCACUCCUCUCAGUGGACCUCCGAAAUUCGGGACAUGUGCCACGCUAUCCUUAGCAAGGCCCUUGGAGAUGCCAGCCAGGACAAGAAGGUCAAAUAUCAGCUCGGUUUGACCAAGAUCUUUUUCCGGGCUGGCAUGCUUGCCUUCCUUGAGAAUCUCCGAACGUCCAGGUUGAAUGAGUGUGCCAUCAUGAUCCAGAAGAACUUGCGUGCUAAGUAUUACCGCCGUCGCUACCUCGAUGCUCGUGAAUCCAUUCUCACCACUCAGGCCUUUAUUCGCGGUUUCCUGGCACGCCAACAGGCGCAGGAGAUUCGUCGGACCAAGGCUGCUACUACCAUCCAGCGGGUCUGGCGUGGUCAGAAGGAGAAGAGGCGAUACACCCAGAUCCGCAAGAACUUCAUUCUGUUUGAAUCUGUUGCUAAGGGUUUCCUGUGCCGACGCAACAUUAUGGACUCUAUCAAUGGAAAUGCGGCCAAAGUCAUCCAACGUGCCUUCCGCUCAUGGCGUCAAUUAAGGUCCUGGAGACAGUAUCGCCGCCAGGUUAUCACCAUUCAAAACCUUUGGAGGGGUAGAGAGGCAAGAACCGCUUACAAGAGACUCCGUGAGGAUGCACGCGAUCUCAAGCAAAUUUCUUACAAACUGGAGAACAAGGUCGUUGAGUUGACUCAGUAUCUACAAUCUCUUAAGCUGGAGAACAAAACCUUGGUUUCACAGUUGGAAAACUACGACGGCCAAUUGAAGUCUUGGCGAAACCGACACAAAGACUUGGAAGCCCGCGCUAAGGAACUCCAGGUGCAAGCAAACCAGGCCGGUAUUACCGAAGCCCGGUUGGAGGCGAUUGUAGAGGAGAUGAGCAAACUGAAACUAAACCAUGAAGAGGCCCAAGCUACCAUCAAGCGCCUUCAAGAAGAGGAGGCCAAGUCCCGGGAGGCUUUGCAGACCGCCAACGAGGAGUUGGCGCGUCUCAGGCUUGUGGAUGCUACCCACGAGGAGGCCGAGACUAGUCUCCGGGGGCGGAUUUCCGACCUCGAGCAACAGCUCGAGACUGCCAGUAAAUCUGCGCCACUUAAUGGUGUCACUGAUGACCUACCCAAUGGUGGCGCUGUUCAAACCCCUACACCGGGCUUGAUUAACCUGGUGUCUUCCAAGAAGCCCAAGCCAAAGAGACGCAGCGCCGGUGCUGAGAAGAUCGAGACUGAUCGCUUUAGCGGCGCAUACAACCCUCGUCCUGUGUCCAUGGCAAUCACUCCUGGUUCCAUGGCUGCUCGUCAGAAUGCGGCGAUCUCUCCUGGCCUAGAGUCAGUGGAGGUCGAACUUGAAAACUUGCUCUCUGAGGAAGAGGAUUUGAACGAGGAGGUCGCUAUGGGUCUUAUUCGCAACUUGAAGAUUCCCCUCCCAAGCUCAACCCCUCCGCCAACUGAGAAGGAAGUGUUGUUCCCGGCAUAUUUGAUCAACCUUGUCACGUCAGAGAUGUGGAACAAUGGCUUUGUCAAGGAGUCAGAGCGUUUCCUGGCCAAUGUUAUGCAAUCUAUUCAGCAAGAAGUCAUGCAGCAUGAUGGAGAUGAUGCGAUCAACCCGGGUGCUUUCUGGCUGUCUAACGUGCAUGAAAUGCUAUCCUUUGUCUUCCUGGCCGAGGAUUGGUACGAAGCACAGAAAACGGAGAAUUACGAGUAUGACCGUCUGCUGGAGAUUGUGAAGCAUGACCUUGAGAGCUUGGAGUUCAACAUCUAUCAUACCUGGAUGAAAGUAUUGAAGAAGAAGUUGUAUAAGAUGAUUGUGCCAGCCAUCAUUGAGUCCCAAUCCCUCCCAGGAUUUGUCACCAGUGAGACGAAUCGUUUCCUCGGCAAACUUCUGCCUUCCAACAACAACCCCGCGUACAGCAUGGACAACCUUCUCAGCCUUCUGAAUGGUGUGUACAAGGCUAUGAAGGCCUUCUACCUCGAGGAUGCCAUUGUCACUCAGACCGUCACGGAGCUUCUGCGCCUCGUCGGUGUCACUGCUUUCAACGACCUCCUCAUGCGCCGUAAUUUCCUCUCCUGGAAGCGCGGUCUGCAGAUCAACUACAACAUCACCCGAAUUGAGGAGUGGUGCAAGAGUCACGAUAUGCCGGAAGGGACAUUGAAGCUGGAGCAUUUGAUGCAAGCAACCAAGCUUCUGCAGUUGAAGAAAGCAACCUUGAAUGACAUUGAGAUCAUUCAAGACAUUUGUUGGAUGCUAUCUCCCAACCAGAUACAAAAGCUCUUGAACCAGUACCUGGUUGCGGAUUAUGAACAGCCCAUCAAUGGCGAGAUUAUGAAGGCCGUUGCCUCUCGUGUAACAGAGAAGAGCGACGUCCUCUUGUUGGCCCCGGUAGACAUGGAAGACAGUGGGCCGUAUGAGAUCGCCGAGCCACGUGUCAUCACAGCUCUGGAGACUUACACCCCAUCUUGGCUUCAAACACCACGGUUGAAACGACUAGCCGAGAUUGUGUCCGCGCAAGCGAUGGCACAACAAGAGAAACUUGAAUUGGACAACGGAGCGUUUGAUGAAUAG
Molecule: messenger RNA, 4710 nt
Organism: Penicillium soppii
Lineage: Eukaryota; Fungi; Ascomycota; Eurotiomycetes; Eurotiales; Aspergillaceae
Product: type V myosin
Exons: 7
Coding region: 1-4710 (1569 amino acids)
Biological process (GO): vesicle transport along actin filament; actin filament organization
Cellular component (GO): actin cytoskeleton; vesicle; cytoplasm
Molecular function (GO): actin filament binding; microfilament motor activity; ATP binding
Source: RefSeq, a predicted model, not a curated record